Messenger RNA from Phycomyces blakesleeanus NRRL 1555(-), 585 nucleotides. RefSeq lists its product as hypothetical. The coding region runs from base 1 to 585 and encodes 194 amino acids. The transcript has 2 exons. The record is from RefSeq and is a predicted model, not a curated record. NCBI's taxonomy places the organism in Eukaryota, Fungi, Mucoromycota, Mucoromycetes, Mucorales, Phycomycetaceae.
AUGAAUUGUAGGGGUCUACCCAAAGUUGGACACUCUGAAUCACGCUCCUUUUUUAUAUGUCAUUUACACUCGCAAGGAAUUGAUAUUUUAGUCCUGCAAGAAACCUAUGCCUCAUCAUCUAUGUUUCAUUCUACCUUUGACCAACAAUUUCGGUCCUCUUCAUUAUUAUGGUCUCCACACUGCGGUGUUGUAUGCCUUUCCCCUCACAUUAUCUUCACUGACCCUCUAUUUAAACCAUGUGGCAGGAUAGGCGUCAUCUAUGUGUCUACUUCCCAAACUCUACGUUAUUGUUUUCUUGCCUCUUUGCUGUCCACUUCUGACUUCAUCCCUCCCAAUACUUCAAACUUUAUUCUAUUGAGCAAUUUUAAUCAUGCAAUUCACUCACACUAUGCUCUCGGACGUCGUGCUCCAGCUGACUGGCUACAGUUUAUAGAUAUCAAUAUGACUGACUGUAUCACUCUUCGUGGCCAGCACCCACUGCCUACGUUCUACCAAUCCCUGUCUUCCACUACCAUUGACUACAUCUUUGUGUUCUCAGACCUUCACCCUCGCACUACAGACCCACAAGUGAGCUAUAUUCACUAG